UUUUCCUGCACAAAAUCACCCAAAAUGGCCUCAACAAAACCCACCCAAGAUCAAAUUGAAGACGCUAUCCUCGCUUCCAGAUUCGGCGACUUGGACGAUCUCAAAGCGUUCGUGGACGAGUUCGGGAAAGAGGCUCUUGCGGAAGGCAGGGAUGAGCGGGGAAACAGCGUUCUGCACAUGUGCUGCGGCAAUGGGCACCUUGAUGUGCUCGAGUACAUCCUCCCGCUUGUACCCUCCUCUCUUCUGACGGCCACGAACGAGGCCGGCUCGCCUCCUCUCCACUAUGCGAUCAUGAACAACAAGACUGAAUGCGUCAAGAAGCUUGUCGAGCUGCCAGAAGAGCAGGGAGGUGGUCUUCCCAUAUUAAAACAAAAGAAUGCCAACGGUCGAGACGCUUUCCUCGAAUCUUGCUGGUCUGGUGAAGGCAAGGAAGAAGUCUCUGGCUGGAUUGAGGGUUACCUUUACCGAGUCGAGGGUGCCGACGACGAGGACUAUGAGGCGCAGGCAAAGGAAGUCAAGAUGGAGGAGGGCGAUGAGGUGGUUCAGGCCGAGGCUUCCGCCGUUGAUGAGCUCGCUGAGAAGGCUGAGGGCCUUGAUGUCAAGGAGAAGGAAAACUAGAGGGGGAAAUAGAUGGAUCUUGCGCUGUUACUUUGUAUGUAUAAUUCAGUAUAGCAUGUUUCAAGACUUACCAGAGGAUGUUGAACUCUGACUUGACGUAUUCGAGACGUCGAUCGUCUUUGGCGAUCCGCUCACGAUUCCAGUGAUCUGCGAUGGGCAUGUGUUGGUCUGUCGUGAGAGCAGCCUUGAUGAUAUGAUAAGGCGAUAGCGGCUAGGAGCGAAUCAAUCCCUACCUACUCUGCUCAAAACCGACAAGCAAGCCACUCUCGCCAUAUCGUGUCAACGAAACUGCUCCCACAACAGAACAAAACACAUUCCCAUCGCAUUUCUUUGUAUUCGGGGGGAGGUGCUUGAGACGGGAAGGUUGGAGCUGGGGAUAAAGCGGUCAGAGUUGAGCGUGACAUGAGGAAAUGUUUGCAAUUGUCCCUAUGACAAGAAGAUCGCACUAUGCAUGGUGUCGUCAAUGCUGGGUACCCAGUAGCCAGUACUGAAAUUAUCGAGGCUACUAUCAAACACAAGAGAGAUACUACUUUUCUUUUGCCGAUUCUUUCCGCCCAUCAAGAGACUCUGAGAUGAAGAAUACUCGACGGAAUGACUAUGCCACAACCAAGAGAGAGCAAAAUUACGAUGUUACAACUAGUUGUCGUUACUUUUCAUGAUCCUGGCCUGUCGUUAACCUCUCCAAGGUAUGCUCUUCGCCACGAUCACCCCACAAUCCUCCUCCACGCAUCCCUCCCCACACUCAACUCCAACCACCUCUUGCCCAACUCCAACCUCCCCGUCUC
Molecule: messenger RNA, 1403 nt
Organism: Cryptococcus amylolentus CBS 6039
Lineage: Eukaryota; Fungi; Basidiomycota; Tremellomycetes; Tremellales; Cryptococcaceae
Exons: 3
Coding region: 25-618 (197 amino acids)
Molecular function (GO): protein binding
Source: RefSeq, a predicted model, not a curated record